UGAAGGCACCGAAGACCAACCGUUAUACCAUCCCUGUAAAUGCUCUGGAAGUAUUAGAUUUGUUCACCAAGAUUGUUUGACGGAAUGGCUCCGGCAUAGCAAGAAAAACAUGCCAGACACUAUUCCAAUUGUGUUAUUUCUUCGACGCGGUAUACGACGCCUGUAUGGGCUCAUACAAAUAUGGUUCCGUGCACUUCUCGUGGGAAUUGUGUGGUUGGUAGCGUUACCCUGGGUUACUGUUUGGAUAUGGAGGGCCUAUUUCUUGAGUGGGGAGUUUCUUGCUUUUUUGAUUAACGGACAAAAGCCUCCCACAAGAACUUCAGAUAAUACAGAAUCUGGAGAAAAAAGUGGACUUAGUAUAAUAUAUUUGGGAUUACUUAAGGGAUUUAUUUGGUAUGUUCCUCCAGAAGCAGUAGCAUUUGUGGAAUAUUAUGGUGAUUUAGCCAGCAAAGUAUUAUCAGAUACAUUUGAAGGACAAAUUAUUACAUGUGUUGUAGUAAUAGUUUUUGUAGCUGCAUUCUUAUUAAGAGAGUGGAUAGUUCAGAAUACGCCAGCUGCAAAUGAUAAUAAUAAUGUUAACGAGCAAAUAAAUGAUGAGCCCGCAAACGAAAGGAAUGCCAAUAACGAUAACAAUGCGAUCGUGUUACCUAAUCUUCAAGUUUUACCAGAAGUUGAACAAUUACCCGAACAACAAUUGGGAAACAAUGAAGAACCUCAAAUUCCAGUUGUUCACGUUGGAGCAAAUUUCAAUGAAGGAGCUUUUGUAUUUCAAAAUGGACAUCGUCUACCAUUAAUUCAACCAGAUCCACCAUUCCCAACUGAUCCUAUUUUACAAGAACCAAUUCAACAAAAUGUUCAAACAUUAAUGAAUUUACAUCGUCGUUAUGUAGAAGAACAAAAUAAAGAAGACAAUAUUGAUCGACAAUUAAUAGUAGAUAAUAAUACACUUGUUCAGGAAGAUCAAUUUGAAUCGAACAUUAUAGAUUCGAAAUUAGAUGAUUCAAUUGAUGAUAUUGGAUCAAGUUCUACUUAUAAUAAAGAACAUUCAUCCUUAGAUUCAGAAUUAAACGUUAGAGAGCUUAACAUAGACGAUCAAAACCCCUCUAUGUAUGUCCCAUAUGUAGAUGAUUCUAAAGCGUCAAUUGGCGCUAUUAUGAUGAGUGAUGCGAAUAAUGAAAAUUCUAAAGGAAAAAAUAUUGAAACAAAUAAUUCCACAAUGAUUUUCCCGGAAUCAAAGGAUUCUCUUUCAUCCUCACCAGAAUUACAGUGUGCAUCUACAAAGGAUCAAAAUUCUUUGCAAUUUAGAAUUAGUAAUUCUGUCACUGACAAAAAUAAGGAAGGUACAAAUGAUUUGAUCGCAACAUCAUCCUCAUCCUCAUCAGGUGUUGCAGUUCGACAAGGAUAUUCUUCAAACACAAAACCAUUUCGUGAAAAUUUUGUAGAAGAUAGAAGAAUUCGCCCAAUCAGAAAAAUAAGAACACGUAUAGCAGUUCCUAUGUCGUCUGAUGCCUCUUCCAAUGUAAUAAGACAAUUAUCAAAUUCUUCACAAGAAGAUCUUGAUGAUUUAUCUCUUGGUGGUUCUUUUAUGAAUAUCGAUUACUCUGAAAUUUCAAAUAGCGAUCAGGAAAACGAAGACGUAAAUUUACAAGAAAAAUAUCCACGUGACGUAAAUAACACUUACAGUCCAUCCAAAAUAAUAACAAAUACUAGUGGUGUUUAUUUUGCUGAUGAUUCUAGUUCGUUUGCUGUGCAUCGUAAUUCAAAUGCUAAUUUACAAAGUUACGGUGAUCAUUUUGAAAAACAUGAUGAAAAUGAUUUGUUAGAUUUUGAUGAAAUGGACAUUGAUGAAGAGCGAUAUGAUGAGGAUGAUGAGGAUGAUCUAGAAGGAGAGAAUGAAUCUGAUGAUAAUGAUAAUCCACUUGAGGCUGAAAAUGAAGAAGAAGAACCUGUUGAAGAAUUAAAUGUGGAAGAACCUAAUGCGAAUAUUGCUGAUGCUCCAGUUUUGCCUGCCAUACCUGCGCCUCUUUUUAAUGAAGCAAUCGAACCUCCUGCCAACUCUGUGUUAAUGAUAAUUUUGAUCGCAUUAUGUUUAGCUGGCUCUAUUUGGGUGCCAUUCUUUGUUGGAAAAACUGUUUUACUGAUUAAACCUUUGAGUAUUAUACAACUCCCGUUGAAAUUGUUGCGAAAAGUCACAGACCCUUUUGUAGAUCUCGUUAUUGAUACCGGUAUCCCAUGGUUAUGGUCACUUGUUUAUCCACUAUUAAAAUCUGGUUGGAACGCGACUAGCCCUCAGAUUUCACCAAUUUUUGAAGAUUCUUUAUUUGUGAAUUAUGUGCAAGGCAUUUCCGAUAAAACGGAUGAUCUUUUGGGAUAUGCUGCUUCUUUCGUUGCUAAAAUCGAUCCUCCAGAAUCAGUUAUUGUUGUGAACUCAACCAUCAGCGGUGUUAAUCACUUUUCAGAAUUUUUAAAAGCAAAAAAUUUAACGUGGCUUGUUACGUUAAUUGAUCGUUGGAAUGGUUUUGCAUAUGGUAACGCACCAACAGAUAAGAUCGUAUGCAUUCUUUCUGGAUAUACAGUCAUUAUUGUCCUAUGUGCUUAUUAUUUGGCAAAAACAAGGAACGCAUAUGGUGCUACCGUUGGUCGUGCUGUACAAGAGGGAUUACGACAACAAGGCAUAGUUUUAAAGGUCGCCUUUUUUGUCGCAAUCGAAUUAAUUAUUUUCCCGAUCAUAUGUGGUAUCUUAUUGGACCUUUCUACAUUACCGUUAUUUGCGGAGGCCACACCAACAUCACGGCUAGAGUUUUAUUUUGAAUCACCUAUUACGUCAACUUUCCUUCAUUGGUUUACUGGUACUGCAUUCAUGUUCCAUUUUGCGGUGUUCGUAUCUUUAUGCCGAGAAAUUGUACGAUCUGGUGUUAUGUGGUUUAUUCGAGACCCGAAUGACCCACAAUUUCAUCCCAUAAAAGAAAUUUUGGAUAGGCCUGUUUGGACACAACUCAAAAAAAUCGGUGCAAGUGGCAUCAUGUAUAGUGCAAUGAUUGUUUGUGGUUUAGGGAGUGUUAUAUACUUUAUUCGGUAUUGUUUUAAUGGUAUAUUACCAUUACAAUUAUCAUUCACGGAACCAAUCUCCGAUUUUCCUGCCGAUCUUCUUGUAUUUCACAUCGUUGUUCCUGUAACUGUCACUUGGGCCAAGCCAAAACGGUUGUUCCGUAAAUUAUUUGAAAAUUGGUGGAAAGUUACCUCCCAUGUUUUACGAUUGACUUCUUUUAUGUUUGGAGAUCGUCAUUUUGAUGAAGAAGGUACACAUGUACGCAGAACAUGGGGUGCUUCUUUACGUCGCCUGAAAGCCCGAAUUCCUAACCCGGGUGAUAACAUUAUUGAUGAUAAUACAGGGGUUGUUUUUGUGAAAGAUGGUGAACUUGUCCGUGCUCCUAGCUACGAUGGUGUACCAGUUGUUCCCGGUCGAAGAAUGUUAAUACCUGUGAAUGAGGAUGGCACGUUAAAAAAUCCCGAUGAUGCACCAGUUGGUCAAGAUGAUCAAUUAAACUACACAGUUGUUUAUAUUCCACCUAAUUUCAAAGCGAGAGUAAUUACAUUUUUAUUUCUUAUGUGGUUCUGUGGUUCUUUAUUCUGUUGUUCGGUUACUAUUUUACCGCUUUUGACGGGACGUUAUAUCUUUAAAUCUAUCCUACAUCAUCAACGUGCGGUUCAUGAUUUAUACGCAUUUACAGUAGGACUUUAUGUAUUGUGGGCAUUAUACAUUUCUCUUGAAUGGGUCAUUAGUAAAAUUCAGGCGAUUGCCGGACAAGAUCUCAAUAUUGAUUGGACUAUGGUUCGACAAAAAAUGUGGCAAGGGACAAUUGUGAUCGCAAAAAUUUUGUACUUUAUUUUAUCAUUCGGAAUUGUUAUCCCAUUCCUUCUAUCAUUGGUUACUGAACUAUACAUAAUUUUACCCUGGAAAAAAUUAACGACCGAUAUUCCAAUCAUUUCUUUUUUACAAGAUUGGGCUUUGGGCAUCGUUUAUAUGAAAAUUGCAUACCGUAUUGUUUUUAUGCUGCCUGAUAAUGUUUAUAGUAGAGCUAUCAAUGAUAUAACUGAGCGAGGCUUUAGAAAUUUGAAUGUCAAAUUGGCAACAACAGUAUUUAUUAUUCCUAUAGGAGGCUCGGCAUUAGCAGCCGUAAUUCUACCGGCAUUAACAGCUUGGGUGAUAAUAUCUGCGGCUGGUAUUUCUAAUGCAAAUAGUAUAGCUCUUAUAAUUCGCUAUAUCUAUCCAGUGUUUUUGGCGAUAGUACUUGGUUAUCGUGUUCAACGACAAAUGGGACAAUUAGUAAACAGCUGGAUGCAAGCCGUUCGUGAUGAAGAAUAUUUGAUAGGGCGUAGAUUACAUAAUAUUGAUCCAAAUGAACAACGUGGAAACACUAAUGUUAUAAUAAGGGGACAGUAA
Funneliformis geosporum is the source of this 4444-nucleotide messenger RNA. NCBI's taxonomy places the organism in Eukaryota, Fungi, Glomeromycota, Glomeromycetes, Glomerales, Glomeraceae. The record is from the annotation of a GenBank genome assembly.